This is a messenger RNA of Boleophthalmus pectinirostris (great blue-spotted mudskipper), 2635 nucleotides long. RefSeq names its product info WAP, follistatin/kazal, immunoglobulin, kunitz and netrin domain containing 2a (gene wfikkn2a). Gene Ontology annotation, molecular function: protein binding; serine-type endopeptidase inhibitor activity. Gene Ontology annotation, cellular component: extracellular region. Lineage: Eukaryota; Metazoa; Chordata; Actinopteri; Gobiiformes; Gobiidae. The coding region runs from base 1 to 1704 and encodes 567 amino acids. The transcript has 3 exons. The record is from RefSeq and is a predicted model, not a curated record.
AUGUGGUGGAUGCUGUUCCCCCGGUGGAUUUGGUUCGUCUCGGGGCUGCUCUUGUGGAACACCCGGCGGGUCAGACCGAUGCCGCUGGGUCAGGUGCCCAAACUGGUGUAUUCCCACGCGGGUCUGUGUCCGAACGAACUCAAUCCGAACUUGUGGGUGGACGCGAUGAGCACCUGCAUGCGAGAGUGCGAGUCUGAUCAGGACUGUGAGUCUUUUGAGAAGUGCUGUCCCAAUGUGUGCGGAAACAAAAGCUGUGUGGCGGCGCGCUACAUCGAUGUCAAAGGCAACAAGGGCCCCAUUGGAAUGCCGAAGGGGGCCACCUGCGACAAGUUCAUGUGCUCCCAGCAGGGCUCCGAGUGCGACAUCUGGGACGGACAGCCCGUGUGUAAGUGCAGAGACCGCUGUGAGAGGGAGCCCCACUUCACGUGUGCGUCCGACGGAAUGACCUACUACAACAAGUGCUACAUGGACGCCGAGGCCUGCUCCAAGGGUAUCUCUAUCACUGAGGUCACCUGCAGAUUCCACCUGACCUGGCCCAACACCAGUCCCCUACCUGACGAGACCACCCUCCACCCCACCACCGCCCUGCAAACCACCCUCCCCGCGGACAUCCAGCCGCCCGCCAUCCACAGUCCCGUCAUCCGCCAGACCGUGUUCGUGGGCGACACUGCCAGCUUCCUGUGCGAGGUGUCCGGCAAGCCCCACCCCGACAUCACGUGGGAGAAGCAGAUCAAGGGCCGUGACAACACCGUCCUCCGUCCCAACCACGUCAGGGGCAACACCGUGGUCACCAACAUCGGCCAGCUGGUCAUCUACAACGCGCAGCUUCAAGACGCCGGCAUCUACACCUGCACCGCUAAGAACGUAGGGGGCACUGCGUCGGCCCACUUCCCUCUGGCGGUCAUCAAGAAAGAACCGAGAGUCAACACCACGAAUCUACCGUUCCCCGCCGAGGAAUGCCUGAAGUCGCCGGAUACCGAUCACUGCGGGGAGGAUACAAUGAGCUGGUAUUACGAAUCGAAGCGGAACAACUGCUUCCCAUUCACCUACAGCCAGUGCAACAAAAACCGCAACCAUUUCGACACGUACGAAGCUUGCAUGCUGUCCUGCGGGGGCGAGCUGGCGGCACCGUGCAGCCUGCCUAGCCUCCAGGGUCCCUGCAAGUCCUACGAACCUCGAUGGGCGUACAGUAGCGUCCUCAAGAAAUGCCAGUCGUUCGUUUACGGUGGAUGCGGUGGAAACGAGAACAACUUCGAGUCCAAGGAGGUGUGCGAAGAGUCCUGCCCGUUCCCGAAAAACCACAACUGCAAGAUGUGUAAACCGCGCGGUAAGAUGAUAGCCAGCUUCUGUAAGAGCGAUUUCGUGAUCCUAGGACGCGUGACGGAGUUGACGGAAGAGCAGGAAUCGGGGCACGCGCUGGUCACCGUAGACGAGAUCCUGAAAGACGACAAGAUGGGGCUGAGGUUUUUCGGAAAAGAGCCUCUAGAAGUGACGUUGCUAAAUGUGAACUGGAAUUGCCCCUGUCCGAACAUCACGGUAGCGGACACUGCGAUCAUCAUCAUGGGGGACGUCCACAAUGGCAUGGCGGUGCUGCAGCCGGACAGCUUCGUCAGCGCGUCGAGCAGCAGGAGGGUAAGGAAGCUGCGCGAGGUGGUGCACAAGAAUACCUGCCACUUUCUCAAAGAGUUCCCUGCUGCUCAGUAGGUUCAACCGGACUGUAGAAAGGACCAGGAGCAGAGGUGGGUAGGGUACGCAUAUGAUGUCAUUCAGUUAAGAUAAUGAUGUUUCAAAGUACUCUUACUCAAGUAUUAAGUUCAUUAUAAGCAGAUGGUGUAAUCCCGCAUUCGUCCAGAAGUGGUUCAAAGUAGAGAAGGUUUCAACAUUGGUUAUCUGGACUUUUCAACUCCAUCCAGAAGCCAUUUUUCAGUUUGAUGGUACUGGCGAGAAGCACAAAGAUUUAUCCAACUCUGAGUUAACUACACAAUACACAAUAGGGGCAUAGUGAUAUUAGCUAAUGAAGAAGGGCUGGGCAGUUUCACUCUAAAACCCAUUUCUUAAAGGGACAGUCUGGAAUUUUGGACAUAGGACCUCAUUUCCUACUUAGCCAGAGGCCGCUUUCACACUAGUACGUAUUUGAGUCGUUUUCGUUGCGGAUGCAGUGUUCGUCCACACUAAUCCGAUUGAAAACGGCUCCAGAGACAGAACGAUCUGGUGCCGCCAGCUCCCUCAAAUUCAUCUGAGUAUGGAUCUGAUCUGGCACUGUGUGGACUUCUGAAAAUGCUGAUAUGCUGACAUAGGUCAAGUAAUUCACGUCAAAACGCUAAGAGGCUAGAAUAUAUGUCCAUUCAUAUAUACGGUCUGUGUGUACGACCUGCAGACGUAUAAUCUCUGAAAAGUUUAACAUGAACCAUCUCCAGCGCGAUAGAUGCACAGAACAGACUCACCAUCAACGGAACACCCCUCUGUCAAAGAAAGAACCCAUAUAAUCCACUGAGUCAUGUCUCUAAAUCGGACAGAAGCUGAACCGCGUCAGCGAACUGUUUUUUGAGCGCUUAGUUUCUGCAAAUUAGCCAUGCGGUUUUAAGUUUUGUUUCUGUAAAAUAUAAACAAAUAUGCUCAAAGCUGUGUGGAUAGG